AAAAUUAUUUUAUUAGUAACAUAUAUGUAUAUGACAGGAUUGGAUCCGAAAAUUUUGGAACAAAAGUGGAAGUUACAAAAUUAUUUUAUCGAGAUGGUUAUAUGAUAUAUUUAGAUAAUCAAUUAGAUGCAGUUAUAUUUUAAGUUGGACUGGACUAAUAUCAAUGGGACAUGUUCUUGUUUUAAUAGUAUUGAUAUAAAUUUCAUAAUUUUUAAAAAUUAUCUAUAACUUAUUAAAAUUAAAUCAUUUUAAAUAUAUUCAAAUUCUGUUCAACACACCCCAUAUAUGUAGAUCUUGAAGAGCGUUUAAAUACGACGGCCUAAUUGAAAUCCAGCCCGUUUGGAGUCAAUGUUUCUGUUUAUUUGACCAGUUACUUGGACCAAGUCUGCUAUUUGUUUAACCAGCUUUUCAAUUGACUUAAUUAAAAACAAUAAUAUAGUUAUUUAAUUAUUGUCGUUGUACGAAAAUUCAUCAGGCAAAAGAGAUAGAUAAUAAUUUAGGUUAUAUUACGUCAUAAUGGAAUAGUAAAAUGAUAUAAAUUUGUUGACAAGUAAAAGGUUAUAAUUGAAUUGUUUUCCUUCUACAAACUUUUUUAAAACUCAAAAGAAUAUUGUUGUCUGCCGUAACACACCAUGUUUAUUGCAAAGUCAAGGCUUUGAUCGAGUCUCCUACUUUAUCAUCUUACAGGAAAAAAAACAUAUAAAAACAAAAGUCUAAACAUCUUCCAAUUCUUUUCCAUUUUCUCAAAAAUAUAUGUUUUCCAUUUGUAUUUAUAUAUACCAUCAUAAUAUUCUACCAUCUCCAAUUAGAAACAGUUAACUCAAAAACGCUUCAGUUAUAUCUCUUUUCCUCUGUUUUUGAUUUUUCUCUCUCUUUCAUUUUUCCCGGGAAACAACAAUCCGAGGAACACACCAGUAAGGUAGAUCCAUCUACCAAAACCCAUCGUGUAAUCCAAUCAGUGUAUUCAGACAUGAGUUUAGUCAACGGGAGAGCGUUGACCUCUCUCCUCGCGGCGUUGACCAUCAUCGCUAUCGCCAUGGUGGUCGUUGACGCGAGGUUCGUGGUGGAGAAAGAGAGCAUAAGAGUUCUAAACCCGGAGGAGAUGAGGUCGAAGCACGACGGGUCGAUCGCCAACUUCGGGUUACCCGACUACGGCGGGUUUCUAAUCGGAGCAGUGGUUUACCCGGAUAGUAAAACCGACGGUUGCUCUGCUUUUGGUAAAACCUUCAAGCCCAAGUUUCCUCGGCCCACUAUUCUCCUUCUCGAUCGUGGAGGUUGUUACUUUGCGUUAAAGGCAUGGAACGCGCAGCAAGCAGGAGCAGCAGCUGUUCUCGUCGCAGACAACAAAGACGAGCCGUUGCUAACAAUGGACUCACCCGAAGAGAGCAGAGACGCGGACGGGUUUAUAGAGAAGCUAACAAUCCCCUCGGUGCUAAUCGAGAAAUCAUUCGGAGACAGCUUAAGAGAAGGGUUUAAGAAAGGCAAAAACAUAGUCUUGAAGCUAGACUGGAGAGAAUCUGUUCCUCAUCCUGAUCAGAGAGUUGAGUACGAGCUCUGGACUAACAGCAACGACGAGUGUGGCGCACGGUGCGAUGAGCAGAUGGAUUUCGUCAAGAACUUCAAGGGUCAUGCUCAGAUACUCGAGAAGGGAGGUUUCACGGCGUUUACGCCGCAUUACAUCACUUGGUUUUGUCCUUUUCAGUUUGUGAACAGUCCGCAGUGUAAGUCUCAGUGUAUAAACCAUGGGAGGUACUGUGCUCCUGACCCUGAGAAGAAUUUCAGAGAAGGGUAUGAAGGGAAAGAUGUUGUGUUUGAGAAUCUGAGACAGCUUUGUGUGCAUAGAGUUGCUAAUGAGAGUAGCCGUUCUUGGGUUUGGUGGGAUUAUGUUACUGAUUUUCACGCUAGGUGUUCAAUGAAGGAGAAGAAGUAUAGCAUAGAGUGUGCUGAAAAUGUCAUCAAAUCUCUGAAUUUACCCAUUGAGAAGGUCAAGAAAUGCAUGGGGGAUCCUGAGGCUGAUACCGACAACGAAGUUCUGAAAAUGGAGCAAGUAGUUCAGCUUGGUCGCGGAGAGCGAGGAGAUGUUACUAUAUUGCCAACAUUAGUCAUCAAUAACGCCCAAUAUCGAGGGAGACUGGAGAGAACAGCUGUUCUGAAGGCGAUAUGCGCUGGAUUCAACGAGACAUCAGAUCUUCCCAUUUGCUUAAACACAGGUUUAGAGACUAAUGAAUGUCUUGAAAAUAAUGGUGGUUGCUGGCAGGAUAAAAGAGCAAACAUGACUGCUUGUAAAGACACUUUCAGAGGAAGAAUCUGUGAGUGUCCAGUUGUAAAAGGUGUUCAGUACAAAGGAGACGGUUACACUUCAUGUACACCGUAUGGGCCUGCUAGGUGUACUAUUAACAAUGGAGGUUGCUGGUCUGAUACAAGAAAUGGAGCAACAUUCUCUGCUUGCUCAGACUCUAUGUCUACUGGCUGCAAAUGUCCUCCAGGUUUUAAAGGCGAUGGACUCACCUGUGAAGAUAUCAAUGAAUGUAAAGAGGGUUUGGUGUGUCAAUGCAGCGGUUGCAAAUGCAGGAACACAUGGGGAGGACACGGCUGUAGUUGUUCUGGUGAUCGCCUUUACAUAUCCGAUCAAGAUACUUGUAUAGAGAGAAAUGGAUCCAAAACAGCAUGGUGGCUCACACUCUUGAUACUAGCAAUCGUCGCAGUAGCGGGUUUAGCUGGUUAUCUAUUCUACAAAUACCGGUUCAGGUCUUACAUGGAUUCAGAGAUUAUGACGAUAAUGUCACAGUAUAUGCCACUUGAGAGCCAAAGAGCUCGUGAAGUUCCAUCAGAAGCUGAGCCGUUCACACACAACUCUACAGCCUAAUAUUAUACUAUGACCAAAGGAGCCAUACCUGUCCUGUAGUUGUAUUAUUUCAGGAACAGAUUCACAAAGAAAUUGUCUGAGAUCACUCACUGUAUAUAUAUGAUAUACCUUGUAAAAAUAAAAGAGUGAGAUAGAGAAAUGUCUAUUUAAAAUAUCAAAGUUUGGGGACAUAUUUGUGAGAAAAGAAACAAAAGGUAGAAUAGAAGUUGUGCUUUCAUUGA
This is a messenger RNA of Brassica rapa (field mustard), 3087 nucleotides long. Its product is annotated as vacuolar-sorting receptor 7. NCBI's taxonomy places the organism in Eukaryota, Viridiplantae, Streptophyta, Magnoliopsida, Brassicales, Brassicaceae. The record is from RefSeq and is a predicted model, not a curated record.